AUGGAUGAAGAGGAUUAUUCUGAUAUCUCUGAGAGUCAGCGCCAUGCUGCGGAACGAGAAAUCAGGAUGCGAGAGAAGGAGGAGGGAAGAAUGUCUGGGAGAAUGAGAAGAGGUCUGAUGUAUGAAGAUUCUGAUGAUGAUGAAGAUCGUCCAGCCAGAAAGAGAAGAAUAGCUGAACGGGCUGCUGAGGGUGAUAUUGAUGAUGAUGAUAUGAUAGAGAGUAUAGAGAAUUUAGAAGAUAUGAAGGGUCAUUCUGUCAGAGAAUGGGUAGCCAUGUUGGGUCCUAAAACAGAAAUUAAAAACAGAUUUAAAAACUUCCUCAGAACAUUCGUUGAUCAGAAAGGACAUAAUGUGUACAGAGAAAAAAUACGUCAGAUGGUUGAAGCUAACAAGGGGAGUUUAAUUAUAGAUUAUAAUAUGCUGGCUUCAGUGGAACAAGUCUUAGCUUAUUUCUUACCAGAGGCACCCACAGAGAUGUUACAGAAUUUUGAUGAGGCUGGUAAAGAAGUUGUAUUAAGUAUGUAUCCUAACUAUGAAAGAAUUGCUAAAGAAAUACACAUUAGAAUUGCUGAAUUACCAUUGAUAGAGGAUUUACGUUCUCUAAGACAACUACAUUUAAACCAGUUGAUAAGAACGGGAGGCGUGGUAACUAGCUGUACUGGUGUUUUACCACAACUUAGUAUUAUAAAAUAUGAUUGUAAUAAAUGUGGCUUUAUCCUCGGUCCAUUUUACCAGAAUCAAAACCAGGAGGUCAAACCUGGAACUUGUCCUGAGUGUCAGUCUACAGGACCGUUUGAGAUUAACAUGGAACAAACUAUCUAUAAGAACUAUCAGAGAAUAACACUACAAGAAAGUCCAGGAAAAGUUCCAGCUGGGAGACUACCUAGAUCUAAAGAUGCUAUACUACUAGAUGACUUGGUGGACAUGUGUAAACCAGGCGAUGAAAUUGAGUUGACAGGUGUCUAUCAUAAUAACUACGAUGGCUCGUUAAACAUGUCCAAUGGUUUCCCAGUGUUUGCCACAGUUAUCCAGUCAAAUUACAUCACUAAGAAAGAUGACAAGAUGGCCGCCGCUAGCCUGACGGAUGAAGAUAUCAAGGCUGUAAUAGCUUUGUCUAAAGAUGAACGUAUUGGAGAAAAGGUUUUUGCUAGUAUUGCUCCAUCAAUUUAUGGGCAUGAGGACAUCAAAAGAGCAGUGGCACUAGCCAUGUUUGGAGGAGAACCCAAAAAUCCUGGAGGCAAACACAAAGUGCGUGGUGACAUUAAUAUUCUAUGUUGUGGGGAUCCCGGAACAGCCAAAUCCCAGUUUUUGAAAUACGUAGAAAAGACUGCCUCUCGUGUUGUGUAUGCUACAGGACAGGGUGCUUCAGCUGUAGGUUUGACUGCCUACGUACAGAGAAACCCUGUGUCUAAAGAAUGGACUUUAGAAGCUGGUGCCCUGGUUUUAGCUGAUAAAGGAAUUUGUCUGAUUGAUGAGUUUGAUAAGAUGAAUGAUGCCGACAGAACCAGUAUUCACGAAGCAAUGGAACAACAGAGUAUAUCUAUCUCUAAGGCUGGUAUAGUUACCUCCCUUCAAGCACGAUGUACCAUUAUAGCAGCUGCUAAUCCUAUUGGUGGAAGAUAUGACCCCUCCUUGACCUUCUCUGAAAACGUUGAUCUAACGGAACCUAUUUUGUCCAGGUUUGAUAUUCUAUGUGUGGUACGAGAUACAGUAGAUCCUGUACAAGAUGAAAGAUUAGCUAACUUUGUCGUGGCCAGUCACAUGAGACAUCAUCCCAAUGAAUGUAUAAAUACAACGGGAGCUGAACCUUUGCCUCAAGAUUUACUCAAGAAAUACAUCAUCUACGCCAAGGAGAAAGUUCACCCGAAAUUACAUCAGAUGGACCAAGAUAAGAUCGCUAAGAUGUACUCUGACCUUCGUAGAGAAUCUAUGGCUACCGGUAGUAUACCGAUUACGGUACGUCAUAUAGAAUCUAUGAUUCGUAUGGCCGAGGCUCAUGCUAGGAUGCAUCUCCGAGAUUAUGUUAAUGAUGAUGAUGUUAACAUGGCUAUCAGGAUUAUGUUAGAGAGUUUUAUCAGUACCCAGAAAUUUAGUGUUAUGAGAAGCAUGAGAAAGACAUUUGGAAGAUACCUGGCAUUCCGUAAAGAUAACAACGAACUAUUGUUAUUUAUCCUGAAACAACUGGCCCAGGAUCAGAUGAUGUUUCAGAAGAACAGGUUUGGUCUGGAACAGGACACUAUUGAAAUAUCUGAGAAAGAUUUGGCUGAUAAGGCGCGGCAGAUCAACAUUCACAAUUUAACAUCAUUUUACGACAGUGAUAUAUUUAGAAUCAACCAUUUCUCACAUGACUCAAAACGAAAAAUCAUUAUCCAGUCUUUUUAA
Messenger RNA from Lottia gigantea (owl limpet), 2382 nucleotides. RefSeq lists its product as hypothetical. Lineage: Eukaryota; Metazoa; Mollusca; Gastropoda; Lottiidae. Gene Ontology annotation, molecular function: ATP binding; single-stranded DNA helicase activity; 3'-5' DNA helicase activity. Gene Ontology annotation, cellular component: nucleus; MCM complex. The record is from RefSeq and is a predicted model, not a curated record. The coding region runs from base 1 to 2382 and encodes 793 amino acids. The transcript has 15 exons. Gene Ontology annotation, biological process: mitotic DNA replication initiation; double-strand break repair via break-induced replication; DNA replication.